AUGCCGGAACCUGGUUGCAUGAGGAUCUACAACAUGAAGUCGUUUUCGGGAAUCAUGAUCGACAAGUUCGAAACGAUGAGAUCCGGGGGUCGCCUUGUGGUCAACGACAUGGGCUUCACCGAAGCGCAGAAGGCCGUUGCACACCUGCUGGCACUGGAUCGGACGCUCGUGGCCGUCUUCGAAAAAUGGGGCGCCGGCGAGCGCCUGGUUGUUCACCACACUGGAUCCUUCGCAUCGGGCUUGAACUCUCAGCUGGACGCCCUGAACGAGGGUGAUGCCGUGACCUUGGCCGCCAAUCUGUCUAACAUCGAGAUGAGAUACGUCCAGGCACAAGCGGCCAAGAUGGGAAUGACCGUCGUUCGACAGAAGAACGAGAAGGGCGAGGAGACUCUCAAGGUCUUCAACAUGAACGAGUUUGCAAAUACCGUCCGGGAGAAGCUCGCCGAUGUCGGUGUGGGCAAUCGGGCCGUCUUCAAAAACUUGUGCAUCCAGGAGCGGAAGGUCGUCCACAGCGUCGCUGCUGAGAUGGGCUUGCAUACCAUGGACGGAGAAGAAGGUGAUGACCUCAAGAACGUGAUUGUGACGUCCGAUGUGGAGUUCCAGGCCGAGCAGGCGGCGCGGAUGUCCCAAGCAGCAGAUGGAGGCAGUGGCCAUUUCAUCCUUCCGCAGACAGCCCAGCAGCAGAAGGACUUCUGGGCUAUGGCGGACAGGAACGGCCUCUCCCUGGAUGCUAGCUUCCAUGGAUCCGGCAAGAGUCGCUUCGAUUUCAAGGGUGGCGAUGUGGUGCAUCUGGCUACGGUGAAGUCGCGAAGCGGCUCCAGCGCCAGCGAUGGCGACGCAUAUGACGAGAAGCCUGGUGCUGCUGGCUCAGGUUUGCGGCUAGGCUCCAUUGAGCGGGGCACUGAGGCGACGGCCGAGGAGACGUCCGAAGGGAUUGACGUCGACUUCCAGAAGUCCGCGACGCUCGCAUCCCCGACGAUUGAGACCUCCUCCGAGCUGAUUCGGCAGGCAUUCGAUGCUUAUGCCUCGGGCAACUCCCGUGGGGAAAGAAUUUUUUUGCGCUAUGUGGACUUGAAGGAGUUCGCAAGUGAUUUGCGUUCUGCGAUGCCCGGAAGGAGGAACUCCUUCCGCGAUUUCAAUGUCAUUUUAGAACUUUGUUUCGAUGACACCACGCAGUUGCAGUCCGAUUUUGGCAUUCGCGUCGGUCCAGGACUCACCCAUCAGUUUUUCCAGGUCUUCAUUCAGAAG
Messenger RNA from Symbiodinium sp. CCMP2456, 1248 nucleotides. The record is from the annotation of a GenBank genome assembly. Lineage: Eukaryota; Dinophyceae; Suessiales; Symbiodiniaceae.